Herpailurus yagouaroundi (jaguarundi) is the source of this 3638-nucleotide messenger RNA. RefSeq names its product poly(A) polymerase beta (gene PAPOLB). Bases 198 to 2123 code for a protein of 641 amino acids. Gene Ontology annotation, biological process: RNA 3'-end processing. The record is from RefSeq and is a predicted model, not a curated record. The transcript has a single exon. Gene Ontology annotation, molecular function: RNA binding; poly(A) RNA polymerase activity. Gene Ontology annotation, cellular component: nucleus. Lineage: Eukaryota; Metazoa; Chordata; Mammalia; Carnivora; Felidae.
CCGAGGGCCCCGGCGCCAUGUUGGGGCUGAGGGGAAGGCAGAGAAGCGCUUGAAGCGGCGGGAGCGGAGAGGGAGUGGGAGCGGGAGCGGGUUGGACCCGGGCCGGCAGGAGCCCCGCCCCUCCCGCCUCAGCGGAUCAUGACCCGGGCGGAGGUCGCGGUGGCGGGGGAAGUGGCGUGGCGGGGCCGGCGCUAGAGAUGAUGCCGUUUCCGGUGACGACCCCUGGAUCACAACAGACGCCGCCGCCGCCCAAGCGCUGUGGCAUCUCCUCCCCCAUCAGUUUAGCAGCCCCCAAGGAGACUGACUGCGUACUUACCCAGAAGCUAAUCGAAACCCUGAAGCCCUUCGGGGUUUUUGAAGAGGAAGAGGAACUGCAGCGCCGGAUUUUAAUUUUGGAAAAAUUAAAUAAUCUGGUGAAGGAAUGGAUACGGGAGGUCAGUGAAAGCAAGAGCCUUCCACAAGCUGUAAUUGAAAAUGUUGGCGGGAAAAUCUUUACGUUCGGCUCUUACAGGUUAGGAGUACACACGAAAGGUGCCGAUAUCGAUGCGUUGUGCGUUGCUCCAAGACAUGUUGACCGAAGCGACUUUUUCACCUCGUUCUAUGAUAAAUUGAAACUACACGAAGAAGUGAAAGAUUUAAGGGCUGUUGAGGAGGCGUUUGUGCCAGUUAUUAAACUGUGUUUUGAUGGGAUAGAGAUUGAUAUUUUGUUUGCAAGGUUGGCGCUGCAGACCAUUCCAGAAGAUUUGGACCUAAGAGAUGACAGUCUGCUUAAAAAUUUAGAUAUUAGAUGCAUAAGAAGCCUUAACGGUUGCCGGGUGACAGAUGAAAUUUUACAUCUGGUACCCGACAUUGACAACUUCAGGUUAACUCUGAGAGCUAUCAAAUUGUGGGCCAAAUGUCACAAUAUCUAUUCCAAUAUAUUAGGUUUCCUAGGAGGUGUUUCCUGGGCCAUGCUAGUGGCAAGAACUUGCCAGCUCUAUCCAAAUGCGAUAGCAUCGACUCUUGUACGUAAGUUUUUCUUGGUGUUUUCUGAAUGGGAGUGGCCAAAUCCAGUGCUACUGAAAGAGCCCGAAGAACAGAACCUUAAUUUGCCUGUAUGGGACCCAAGAGUAAAUCCCAGUGAUAGGUACCAUCUUAUGCCCAUAAUCACACCAGCGUACCCACAGCAGAACUCCACAUACAAUGUGUCUGUUUCAACAAGGAUGGUCAUGAUUGAGGAGUUUAAACAAGGGCUGGCCAUUACACACGAAAUUUUGCUGAGUAAGGCAGAGUGGUCCAAGCUUUUUGAAGCUCCAAGCUUCUUUCAAAAGUACAAGCAUUAUAUUGUACUUCUAGCAAGUGCACCAACAGAAAAACAACAUCUAGAAUGGGUGGGCUUGGUGGAAUCAAAAAUCCGAAUCCUGGUUGGGAGCUUGGAGAAGAAUGAAUUUAUUACUCUGGCGCAUGUGAAUCCUCAGUCAUUUCCAGCUCCUAAAGAAAAUCCGGACAGGGAAGAAUUUCGCACGAUGUGGGUGAUUGGGUUAGUGUUAAAAAAGCCGGAAAACUCUGACGUUCUCAGUGUUGAUCUCACCUAUGAUAUCCAGUCUUUCACGGAUACGGUUUAUAGGCAAGCAAUAAAUACUAAGAUGUUUGAGGUAGAUAUGAAAAUUGCUGCAAUGCAUUUAAGAAGAAAGGAACUUCAUCAACUACUACCUAAUCAAGUGCUUCAGAAAAAGAAAACACAUUCAGCGGAAGGUGUCACUUUGACAGCUUUGAAUGACAACAGCCUUGACUUCUCUGUAGACGGUGAAGACGGCAUGUCUGUGCCUUCACCUACUAGCAUUAUGAAGACCGGCCCGACGACUGGCAGCUGUCAGGGCAGAAACAGUCCUGCUCCUGCUAUAAUGGUGGCAUCUGUGACCAAUGUGCAAGUUACUGAAGUCUCCUUGCAACAAGCGAAUCCCAGUGAAAGCUUGGGCGCGUCGGGGGAAAGCAUUCCUCAGACUGCCUCACCACCAGCCCUUUGUCCGCCACCAAAGCCCACAGUUGCCAGAGUUGUUUCUUCUACACGUCUGGUAAGUCAUCCGCCCAGGCCUUCAGGGGGCACUGCAACAAACAUAGCUAAUCCUAUAGUGGGAGUCUAGCAGACGUUCUCACCUCAGAAAGGACCAAAGCAACUAAAAGAAGAGGAACAAUCUCCUAAAGAGACAGUCUAACUCCACUAGAAACCAUUCAGAUAGUGGCUGGCCAUCUGGAAAACAUCCAGUACAGAACUUUUCAGUAUCCCUGCUCUUCCUGCAGAUCCUGCUCCUGUUACCAAGAAUUCAGUAAGACACACUGAACUGACAAAAACACCCUCCAGGGUCCGUAAACAAGAUCUGCCAACUCAACCUGUUGUCUUCAAAUGCCACAGGAAGAGAAUGGAGGGUACCAAACGAGAUUUGACUCAAAAUAGAUUUAGCCUUAUUUGGUAACUUCCUUUACUUGGCUAAUCUUGAUCAGAAGUCCAGGUUAGUAGGUGAAGCUAGAACUGUUAUUAAUGUGUCAGCAGCAGUCGUAGCAACUACUUUAAAGGACUAGUGCCCAUAAAGAGAAAAAAAACAAAAACAAAAAACCCUUCAGCUGGCAACCCCAUGCCUGACAUCUGGACUGGAUUUAUGUUUGAUGCAUUGUUGGGGAAAAUUGGCAAUACAAAUUGGUAUCAGAAUUCCUUAUACUGAUGAUGCACUGUAUGUAUAUUUCUAUUAGAAAGUAGAACUAAUUUUAAGUUUUCCAGCUUGAUGAAUUCUAGUUUUUUCCUGAAGAGUUUUCUUCGUUAUUAAUCGUCAGAUGGGAUGCCGUGGUGCAGUGUGUACUAAACUUCAGAAAAAGUGUAAAAGUACAUCUAAUUCGGUCUCUGUGAGGUAGCCAUAACCCUUUAAAAGUGAAAUGUCAACGCAUAGGGUAUAUAUUUGACAUUGAAGCAGUAGAUAGUCUUUGGUUUUGCUGGGACACAAUCAAGAAAUGAUAUAUUGGUUUUAUCUGUACAAUCGUUUUAGAGCGCAUACAAUCAGCAAACAGCAAAUACAGCCUCAGAGCUAACAAAACUCCCUAGUCUCUUGCCCUUAAUCAUUUUUCCUCAAACAGAAAAGUUUUUUGCCUCUCCCCUCACCCCAACUCCGUUCUCUUUGCUUGUAUGCACAAAGUAUGCUUGUAUGUAGAUUCAUGAAAAUACCUGGAAUGCUAGUAUAUUCUUAACCGUGAUAUGAAGCCAACAGUCCUGCGGCCUCGUGGCACAAAACACUGGAUUUUGGCUCCAUGGCUAAUAUUUUACUAAAACUUUCCUAAAAGUAGCGAAUUGGGAGACACGUUAUUGGCCCUGGAUGGCUCAAACGAGCUCUACGUAUGGGAAAUUUUGUAUGCUGCACAGACUGUGCUAAAGUUAAUUUCCAAUUUUAACAUGUAAGCGAAAAGCCAUUUCCCUCAAAUAUUUAAACCAAUUUUUAUUUUUAAAGGACUCACUAAAAUUCAUCAAUUUUUACAUGUUAAGAUGUAAAAAAUAAUUCCUAGCAAGCACUUGACAUCUAGUCAGCUUUCUGUUUUUGUUUUAUUCUAUAAGAGAUUAGGAAUACCUUCCUUAAUUUAAAAAAAAAAAAAAAAAAAAGACCACUCAUAAUUAA